Molecule: messenger RNA, 366 nt
Organism: Colletotrichum graminicola M1.001
Lineage: Eukaryota; Fungi; Ascomycota; Sordariomycetes; Glomerellales; Glomerellaceae
Exons: 1
Coding region: 1-366 (121 amino acids)
Source: RefSeq, a predicted model, not a curated record
AUGGCAUCCCCUCGUGAGAGAAACAACACCAAGUACGCCUCCGACGACGAGACUUCGGAAGCUCCCAGCGAACAGCAGCAGGAGAAGCCCCAACGUCGCCAGAACCGCAGCAAGAGCAAGCAGAUGCAAAAGCGUCAGCAGGGUGGCCAGCAGCAGGGCGGUCCCCUCGGCGGCCUCACUGAUGGCGGUGUUACCAACGGUGUCCAAAACACACUAGGCAAUGUUGCUGGUGGUGCCCUGGGCGGUGGUGGUGGUGGCGGCGGCGACAAGAGCGAUACCCUGCGGUUGCGUCUGGAUCUCAAUCUCGACAUCGAGAUUACGUUGAAGGCGCGCAUUCACGGUGACCUCGAGUUGGCUCUCUUGUAA